ACCGAUACUCCAGUACCAGUAGCCAACCAACAACAGCACCCAACAAACAGCUUACCUCGAUCCCCUCGCCACUGCGCAGUUGACUCUGCGUCGACAACUUCUCGUCGCCCCAUUUCCAAAGACAGCUCCAGCUACUAUUCACUGACACAUCGCGAUGCCUUGGUGGGGCAAGCCCAAGGAGGAGGCCAAGCCUGACCAGGCUCAGGAAGAUGGCACACCAGCCAGCUCGUCUCUCGAUCCGCACAAGCUGCCCCCAAGAGAGCGGCUUCCCAAGGGGCUCCAGACGAUUGUCGACAAAGCCGACGAGGAUGGGAGGCUCUAUGAAGACUUGCGCGAGGGAUACGCUCGUCCGUCCACCGACACCAACCUCCGCUACGCCGCCUAUGCCACACGACUACGGACCAUACUACUCUCGGCGCAUCGCUAUGUCGCGUAUACGUCCGACAUUGGCGAGUCUUUCCGGCCGGUGGCGCAUCCGUACAUGGUGCGCACGGCGUACGGAAUCUCGUGGAUGUACAUCCUUGGCGACGUUUCGUACGAAGGGUACAAGGCGUACUGGCACAAUCAGCGCAUCCUCAACCCGCAGCUACAGCUCACACCGCAUCAGGAGAAGGUGACCGGCCUGCCGGCGGAGAGCUCGGCGCCCAAAGACGCGAAACCUAGGACGGUGUCGCCGCUCGAGGACUGGCGGACCGUCAUGGUCCAGCGAGGCAUCUUCCAGAGCGUAGCAAGCAUGGGCCUACCGGCAUUCACAAUCCACAGCGUGGUGCGCUACUCGGGGCGAGCAAUGAAGAACGUCAAGAACGUGACGUUGCGCACGUGGGCGCCCAUCGGGCUCGGCCUGGCGAUUGUUCCUUUCCUGCCCGCCAUGUUCGACGAGCCGGUCGAGCACGCGGUCGAGUGGACCUUCCACCGCGGCUUCGAGGCUUUUGGCGGCAAGCAGGCCGUGGGUGACGCGCCCAGAACUGGGCGGGAAAGGGUGCUGAACCAAAAAGUGAUCAAGGAUGAGUAGAUUAAGCCUUGGUUUCAGCAGUUGGUGUCUAUUAGGUAUAUGUUGUAUAAGGCGCUCGUUGAUUUGAUGGCAUUGAAGGCGCAGGACGCUCGACUCUUUCACUCGGUAUGAAGACCAGGACCGCUCUGCAGAUCAUAAUGCAAUACAUAUUCACUGCAAGGUACGAGGUAUGAUGAUACCUCAUGGUUCACGCGGAUGGUGGAUACAUCAGCUUGGCGGCGAGUCGGCGACGUACGGCCACUGCCCGGCUUUCACGUUCUCUCUGGGGCUGUGUGCGUGGCUUGGCCAGUGCGCGAGUCGCCGACAGAGAGGGGUUGAGGGGUCUCUUGGGGCCUGGGGUCCCUGUCGUUGCCCCACGAUAGGCGGCCUCGAUUGUCAGCUCACCUACAG
Molecule: messenger RNA, 1402 nt
Organism: Purpureocillium takamizusanense
Lineage: Eukaryota; Fungi; Ascomycota; Sordariomycetes; Hypocreales; Ophiocordycipitaceae
Exons: 2
Coding region: 155-1012 (285 amino acids)
Biological process (GO): mitochondrial fission
Cellular component (GO): mitochondrion
Source: RefSeq, a predicted model, not a curated record